This is a messenger RNA of Cherax quadricarinatus, 3568 nucleotides long. Its product is annotated as cell division cycle 20 protein fzy. Gene Ontology annotation, cellular component: anaphase-promoting complex. The record is from RefSeq and is a predicted model, not a curated record. NCBI's taxonomy places the organism in Eukaryota, Metazoa, Arthropoda, Malacostraca, Decapoda, Parastacidae. Gene Ontology annotation, molecular function: protein binding; anaphase-promoting complex binding; ubiquitin ligase activator activity. Gene Ontology annotation, biological process: anaphase-promoting complex-dependent catabolic process; positive regulation of ubiquitin protein ligase activity; positive regulation of anaphase-promoting complex-dependent catabolic process.
GUGAAGGUUGAUGGAGGAUCAUUUAAACAGUUGCUCUGCUGCCUCUCCUACGUUAUUAUCUGGAAUUACCUUCACUUGAACACAGUUUUUGGUUUAUUCUGAUUGUGUUAUAUAACAAGAGAUAUUACAUCGGGUUAGCCGCUUACGAGGAUUGCACUUUUAUUGCCCAGCAAAAACAUGUCCCACCUGCAGUUUGAGGCUAACCUGAUCGAAGCGGUGAGGAUGGAUGGGGAGUUGACACGAGGUCCUCCACCUCGGUGGCAGCGGAAGGCACUAGAACAAGGGUUGCAGUCACUCUCCAUUUCUGAGAAUGCAUCUGCAGGACUUUUAAAUAUAUCUGGAGUAAGCAGUCCAUGGUCAGCUAAAACUCCACACAGUGGCUCCUUCGUAGAUAAAAGCCCUGGUAGGGGUAAGUCUCCAGGCAGAGGUAAAUCCCCUGGACGUGCAAUUCCCAAGCUGUCAAUACGAGGUCCAGGACAAAAAACACCCAGCCGCAAGACGCCCUCGACUCCACUCAACCAGCAGGACAGAUUUAUCCCCAACCGCAGCACGACAGAUGUGGAGCGAUCACACCACCUGUUGGUAACCAGUAUGGAGGCUUCUGGAGGGGAAAAGCAAAGCGAUGAUGACGAAUUGUCACUCCAACAGAAAGAAUACCAGGAAAAGAUGACUGAGAAUCUUAAUGAUGGCCAACCACCAAAGAUUAGAAUAUUAUCCUUCAAGAGUAAGGCACCUCAAGCAAAGGAAGAUCACGUAAAUAACCUCAAGGUGUUGUACAGUGCAGGAAAGGUAGCUGCACCCAAAGCUGCAUCCACACGACACAUCCCUAAUGUUCCCGAGAAAGUCUUGGAUGCACCUGAGCUCGUAGAUGACUAUUAUCUCCAUCUGCUGGACUGGAGUAUAAAUAACCACUUGGCAGUUGCACUCAGUAGCUCCAUCUACAUCUGGAAUGCAGGAGAUGGCUCUAUCACCCCCUUAGCCCAGCUUGAUGACCCAGAUUAUGUGUGCUCAUUAUCCUGGAUCAAAGAGGGUAAUGUUCUGGCCAUGGGAUUAAGCUCUGGUUUGACGCAGCUCUGGGAUGUUGGGCAACAGAAGCUGGUACGCACCAUGGGAGGCCAUUCAAAUCGUGUCACUACUCUCUCUUGGAAUUCGUAUAUUCUUUCAUCGGGGUCUCGCUCAGGACAGAUUUUCCAUCAUGAUGUUCGUAUUGCAGACCACCAUAUUGCUACGCUGGUUAGUCACACACAGGAAGUAUGUGGUUUGAAAUGGUCUCCUGAUGGCAGAGUUCUGGCCUCUGGUGCCAAUGACAACCAAGUGAACAUCUGGGAGCAAGGUGCCACUACACCUCUACAUACCUUCACUGAUCAUCAAGCUGCCAUCAAGGCAGUAGCUUGGUGUCCCUGGCAAAAUAACCUCCUGGCUACAGGUGGUGGCACUGCUGAUAGAACCAUUCGACUCUGGAACUGUACCACUGGCAUCUGUCUCAAGGAUGUUCAAACCAAUUCUCAGGUGUCCUCCAUAUUAUGGUCAUCCCACUAUAAGGAAUUAAUCUCUGGACAUGGCUUUUCCAACCACCAACUGACCCUCUGGAAGUAUCCCACCAUGUGCAAAGUGGCAGAUCUUACAGGUCACACUGGUAGAGUUCUAGAACUGUGUUUAUCACCUGACGGGCAGAUGGUGGUCAGCGCAGCUGCUGACGAGACUAUCCGUAUGUGGAAGUGUUGGGCUGUUGACAAGAAAGAUAAAAAACAAACAAAUGGCAACAAAGGUCACCCAAUUUCAAUGCUGGCUCGUACUAUUCGUUAAAAUUGUUCGGUAGAUUUUAUUUUUUGCUAGUUUACAUUUCUAAUUUGGAACUUCCUUGGAUAUGUAAUGUAUUUUAACAUUGUUUUUAGUCUUGCUUCUUAUUUAUUUCCCCUGAUAAUAUAUGACAGGAAAUUGUUACUUUGACUAGAUUUACAAUGUAAUAAUGUUGGUAGAAUUACCAACAAUAUGUUAGGUAAAAGGACACACGUACAACUAAUGUGACAUUUUACUGUGGCAACCUUUCGCUCUACAGGAGCUUUAUCAAGCUGUAACGGCUUGACAGAGUUCCUAGAGAUCAAAACAUUACCAAGAAAAUGUUGCAUUAAUUGCACUUGUCUUUUUACCCAACAUAGAUUUACACUAGCAAAUUUUUAUUAAAAAGCCACAGAGAUUGUUGGCUAGAUCUGGUGGGAAUAUAGAUUCAAGGAUGCUGCUGGAUUUGUGAUUCCUCAGAAAUUACUUUUUUCCUUAGGCAGUUAUGCCAGGUUUCUGUGAUAAUGUAAUCAAUUUUUUAGUCCCAAGUCUAAAUAUAAAUACAAUAACAUAAGCCUUAGUUUUUCUUGAACACUGAUAGUUAGGAAAGUGGGUCGGAAUUACAGUGGACCCCCGCAUAACGAUCACCUCCGAAUGCGACCAAUUAUGUAAGUGUAUUUAUGUAAGUACGUUUGUACGUAUAUGUUUGGGGGUCUGAAAUGGACUAAUUUACCUCACAAUAUUCCUUAUGGGAACAAAUUCGGUCAGUACUGGCACCUGAACAUACUUCUGGAUUGAAAAAAUAUCGUUAACCGGGGGUCCACUGUAUUUCCUAUUAAGCUAUGUAUGUUAUUAAAGACAAAAGAAAGGAAGAUAGGGAGUAGAUAAAUGAAACAUUUAUGUAACAUUUCGGUAUCUUUAUUCUGGAAAUGUUUUUCUGUGCAGUGGCUUCUUCAGUCCAAUACAGAGAAAGGUGGAAGAUGAGUAGUAGUGUGAGGUAAUCAGUCAGGGACUGAUUAUCUCAAACUCUUUAGUCAGGGACUGAUUAUCUCAAAUUCCUCCUCACCUUCUGCCCUUCUCUGUAUUGGACUGAAGAGGCCACUGCAUAGCAAAACAUUUCCAGAAUAAUAAUACCCAAAUGUUGCACAAUAUCAGUUUCGUAAACCAUUUAUUCACAAGAUAGGAAAUAGUUGCUCCUUCCCUUGCAAUUAAUAAUCAUUUCCAGCAAGAAAGAUGCACAUCUUUAAGAAGGUUGAAAUUACACUCUACGAAGGCAUCCCAGGGUCUUAACAUUCAAGGUAUAACUUAAUCAUAUUAUAUAUUAUAUGCCCUUAUAUUCUUUACGAAGAUUGUAGAGAGUUUAUAAUUACCUAAUUGAGUGUUUUGCUCAGUAUCAGCACUGAGAGGAAUUUGAGUAGUUAUACCUUGAGAAUAUUAAUUAAUGGACACUCGGGUCUUUAAUAUAUGUAGUAGGGAAUACAGUGGACCCCCGGUUAACGAUAUUUUUUCAUUCCAGAAGUAUGUUCAGGUGCCAGUACUGACCGAAUUUGUUCCCAUAAGGAAUAUUGUGAAGUAGAUUAGUCCAUUUCAGAUCCCCAAACAUACACGUACAAACGCACUUACAUAAAUACAAUUACAUAAUUGGUCGCAUUGGGAGGUGAUCGUUAAGCGGGGGUCCACUGUACGUAUUUGGUCUAUUUUUCCUCUAUAUAGUGUUUAAUGAAUACAUGUGCAGAGUUUCUUCUUUUUUUUAUGUAUUUUUACUAAAAUAAAUUUUUAAUCAUUAUUA